Molecule: messenger RNA, 3030 nt
Organism: Ictalurus punctatus (channel catfish)
Lineage: Eukaryota; Metazoa; Chordata; Actinopteri; Siluriformes; Ictaluridae
Gene: plk3
Product: polo-like kinase 3 (Drosophila)
Exons: 15
Coding region: 76-2064 (662 amino acids)
Biological process (GO): regulation of cytokinesis; DNA damage response; mitotic G1/S transition checkpoint signaling
Cellular component (GO): nucleus; cytoplasm; centrosome
Molecular function (GO): ATP binding; protein binding; protein serine/threonine kinase activity
Source: RefSeq, a predicted model, not a curated record
GCGUGCCCGGGCGCGUUCAUUGAGGAGUUGAAGGUGUGCGGUACGGACUCGUUCAGCCGACUCGUUUGUUAAUGAAUGGAUCAGUCUUGUUUCAGUACAGAACAGCGUCGUUCCUGUCAGACGAUGAACCCGGAUUUGUUUAAGUCGUGUCCGGAGAACUCUCCGCUCGCGCCGACACAGAAACCGAACCGGAGCAAAUGUGAACAAACCAAAGUGGAGCUCGCGCAGGUGGUGAUCGACCCGAAGACCGGACGAUCCUACUCCAAAGGAAAGCUUUUGGGAAAGGGAGGGUUUGCUCGAUGUUAUGAGAUGACCGAUCUUUCGAGCAACAAGAUGUACGCGGUGAAGGUGAUUCCACAAAGCCGAGUGUCCAAGCCACACCAGAGAGACAAGAUAACGAAUGAAAUCGAGCUGCACAAAACCCUCCAGCACAAACACGUCGUCAAGUUUUCUCAUCAUUUUGAGGACCAGGACAACAUCUACAUCUUCCUCGAGCUCUGCAGCAGAAAGUCCUUGGCACAUAUUUGGAAAGCACGACACACCCUGACAGAUCCUGAAGUACGUUACUACCUCAGGCAAAUCAUUUCUGGCCUCAAAUACCUCCAUAACAAAGGAAUCCUCCACCGAGACCUCAAACUAGGCAAUUUCUUUGUGAAUGAGAACAUGGAUUUGAGACUGGGAGAUUUUGGACUGGCAGCAAAGCUGGAGACUGUUGAGCAAAGGAAAAAAACUAUCUGUGGGACUCCAAACUACCUAGCACCAGAAGUAUUAAAUCGUCAAGGACAUGGGACUGAGUCAGAUGUUUGGUCACUGGGUUGUGUGAUGUACACACUUCUGUGUGGGAACCCUCCAUUUGAAACGUUAGACUUGAAGGAAACGUACAAAUGCAUCAAAGAAGUGAAGUAUACUCUUCCACCGUCACUCUCUGCAGCAGCACAAAAGUUAAUCUCUGCAAUCCUUCAAAAGAACCCCAGUGACCGCCUUACUCUUGACCAGAUCCUGGCUCAUGAAUAUUUCAGCAAGGGCUUCACUCCGGACAAACUUCCACCUACCGCAUGUGUGAUGGUGCCGGAGCUCAACCCACCCAGCCCUGCCAAGAAGUUCUUCACCAAGAUGGCCAAGAGCCUCUUUCGCAAGAAGAAAUCCAAAGCAGAGAAGAACCCCAGUGAGGACAAGGAGGACAUCUCCAAGCUUGUCUCGGGCAUAGUGAAGCACUCGAUUAGCCGACAGAUCAGCUACAAGACCGUGGGAGUGAAUGAGGUUGCAUCUCCAGCGGGUCAGUUGGCUGUUUCAGGGCCCUUAGACACACCAGCUGAGGACGUGUCCAGAAAGUCCACAUCCCGUUCCUUCAAAGGCACAGUGGCCAGCAGUACUGAUGGGUGUGAAGACCUACUGACCCCAGCUUCUGUGGCUGAGGCCACCAUGAAGGUCCUCAUUAAUUGCUUAUCCUCCAUGCCAGCAGCAUCUAGGAACACUCCAUGUGUCACAAAGCCUAAACCUUUUGUCUGGGUGACCAAGUGGGUGGACUACUCCAACAAAUAUGGUUUUGGCUACCAGCUUUCCAAUCAGAAUGUCGGAGUCCUCUUCAACGAAGGCACUCAUCUGAGUCUGUGUGACCAGCGAAGGGUAGUUCGUUAUUGUUUGACCAACAAUAAACACUUCACCUUCCAAGCGGAUACAUUACCCGAACAGCUCCAGAGCCAGAAACACAUUGUGGAGCUGAUGGCCAACUACAUGGAGCAGAAUCUCAUGGAGGGUGGAGAUCUGGGUUGUGAUGAGCAGCCAUCUCCUACUGACUGUCCCCUUCUGCUGCAGUGGAUGAAGACCGACCAUGCUUUAGUUAUGCUUUUUAACAAUGGUUCUCUACAGGUGAACUUCUACACUGAUCACACCAAGGUGAUCAUGUCCAAGUUGGCAGACACGUACUUGUUGACCUAUGUUAGUCGUGAGCGGAUCUCUUCCUCAUAUUCUCUGAACACACUCUGUGAGCAUGGCUGCUCCUCUGAUCUGCGUCACCGGCUCCAUUACGUGGUGCAGCUGCUGCAGCACUACAACAAAACAUAAACGAACCACAAGAAAGGACUAAAACCUCAAGGUUUAAGACUGAAACCACAUCUGGAGAAGCUUGCAUCUCGCCACAAAAGUUCUCCCAACUUAUAUUCUGGCCUCCUUGGACUUAUGGUGCACUGUUUUUUGGAUUUAUUUUCUUUUCCUUUGUCACACCGACACUACCACUCGACUUCACAAAUGUACACAACAAAGUGACAAGGAGAUGAAGAGAACUUGCGUGAUGAGGAUGAGGCUUUCUGUUUUGAUCACCUGCCUUCCCCUUUAUUUAAUGCAAACCUUUUAUUAUUUCACUUAACGGUACACAUCAAGCAUGGAAAGCCGGUGAUUCUAAACAUUUUAAGGAGAGUGAUUUAGCUUUAAGCCUGGAGGGGCUAGUAGCUGCAAUCUGCGGCUGGACCAGCUGUACCUCGUGUUGAGAUGUGAAGGGAGAGUAAAGUGCCUUUCUGAGGGAUGUCUUCUGGGUUGUGCAAUAAUGGCCCUUCUGUAUCUUAAGCUCAUAUAACAAGGUAUCAGAAAGGGCUCAUGUGGUGGAGCCUUUAAUUUUCUGCUUUUAGUUUGAUUUUGACUGUGUCUAAAUGGAUGGAGGUUAGCACUACAAACACCUGCUAUAAGCUUUUUGCCUGGUACAAGAUAUUAGUCAUGUAAUAUCCUCAGAUGAAAGACGAUGUUUUUCAUUUGUGCCUCCAACUGUUUACGUCAUGACCUCCACCACGUGGCAUUGUUCUAAAUACUGUGACACUGACUGUAAUAUGUUAAAGAAAAAAAGUAUUAUUUUUUUUCCAUCCCAUCAUUGUGACUUAUUUGUUCAGGUAAAUUUUUUUGGCACAUGUAUUUAUGUUUGUAUUUAUUUUAUUUUUUUUAUUUAUUUAAGUAAGUCUAUGGUGUUAUCACUAUGUAAAUGUUCAGUAUCACUUUUUUAUGUAUUGGUAUCUUGAGUGGAAUAAAGUUUGUUGAAAUGCA